Molecule: messenger RNA, 3373 nt
Organism: Podarcis raffonei (Aeolian wall lizard)
Lineage: Eukaryota; Metazoa; Chordata; Lepidosauria; Squamata; Lacertidae
Gene: GPR21
Product: G protein-coupled receptor 21
Exons: 1
Coding region: 1520-2578 (352 amino acids)
Biological process (GO): G protein-coupled receptor signaling pathway
Cellular component (GO): membrane
Molecular function (GO): G protein-coupled receptor activity
Source: RefSeq, a predicted model, not a curated record
CUUGCACAGUUCCUACUUAUUGUAAGUCAGAUAUCUUUCAGUUGUGUCUUCCCCAUAAUGCCCAGGUCACUAUCAUUUAGUGGCGAUUUUGUAUAGGACCUGUUAAGAGCAUGGCAGAGCAUAAUUGCCAAGCUUAAACAUCUCAGUGGGCAUGGGAGUGUGCCAGCUGGGUUGGGUUCAGAUGGUUUAAACCACGUGGAGAGUGUGUCUUGGGAGAGAGAGCGUGCACUUUGGGAUGUGUGAAGCAUGCCGUCUGCCCCGACCCCUCGCAGCCCACUCCCAUGCGUCUAACUCAGAAGGGCAUAUUAGGAUUUUUGCUGCACAUCUUAGGUCAAGAAGUACAGCUUUGGGGGAAAAACAACAACUUAAUGCCUUGGUGAUCAGCCAAGGAAAGACGCGUUGCAAACCUGUAAGGGAACUGGACCUCGGAGCGCACGAUUACUCUUCGCACCUCCGAGAGCCCCUUCAGAAGAACGAAGCGGGUGGGCUUGGCUCCUGGCAGACUCCGCCGCGGCCCCUCUUUGCUAAAGGGCGGGGCGCUCCUCUUUGGAGAUGAGGGGGCGCACCGGCGAUCGAGCCGGGAAACGAGGGCGCGCGCGCCUUUGCUGCGGCUACCCGGGCGCGGAAGGGAGGCUCUUGGCUGCGCCCCCACCCCUCCAGUCGCCGCCGCCGUCGCCUGGAUCGUCUUCCUUUGUCCGCCCCCUCCCUCACACCUGGGUUCCUCCCCCUGCGCCGCGCAGGCUCUUCUGCGGCGGGCAGCUGCUCUGCCUGGCUGGGCGCAUCAAAAGCAGCCGCUGCCGCGUCCCUCUGCGUCUGCUCCCGGCGCUCGCUUCGCCUUUGUCCUUCUCGGCUGCAGGUAGGCAGGAGGGCAGCUCAGCCUAGCCCAGCCGUGGGGGAGGGGGAGGGACCCGCAGGCCGGACCCUCUCUUCUUCCUCCUCUUUCAUCACUCCUGCAUCGACGGAGAGGUGCGGGAUCCGGCGCGGCGGCGGCGCCCAUUCUCCAGCCGGCUGCGGAGAGGCUAGCCGAAGUCCUGCGGCGUUGUGGGUGAGGAGGCCGGCUUGUUCGCGUCCUGAAGCUAUGGGAGGGGGGGAUGCUGUAAAGGCACCCCUCCCUCCUUUCCUUUUCAUCUAGCACCCGCCCUCGCGUGGCUAUUGCUGGAUCUCCUCCCCCCCCCCAUUGCACAAGCAAGCGAGCUUCCCUCCAUCCCUUUUCUCUAUCGCCCCCCCUUCCACGCAUCUGUGCGUGGUGUGUUGCUGAGCUGCCAGCAGAGAGAGAGAGAGAGGAGGAGGAGGAGGGGGCGGUGGCUGUGGAGGCUGCAGCCAAAAGAGCUGGUGUUUCCUGGAGGGAGCCACUGCGGACAAUGCCCAGCAGCUCCAGGGAGCCUCUGCAUCCCUCUCCAUCUCCUGUUUGGGCUUUGACAAGGUGGCACGUGUGGCAGCCGCAAUGACAGCAGAAGCAGCCAGGCAGCAUCCACCAUCAGUGGCGGCAGAGUGAGGGGGUUUCUGCCACCGACGCAAGAUGAAUGCCUCCCUCGAUGGUAGCAACCACAGCAGCAGCAGGCCCUUCUGCCUCCUGGCUGCCGGCUAUCCCGAGGCCUUGGACAUCUGCCUGCUGGAGCUGAUCGUCAUUGUCUUCCUCACCGUCCUCAUAAUCUCGGGCAACAUUGUGGUCAUCUUCGUCUUCCACUGUGCGCCACUGCUGAACCACCACACGACAAGCUACUUCAUCCAGACCAUGGCCUACGCUGACCUCCUGGUGGGUGUGAGCUGCCUGGUGCCUUCACUCUCUCUGCUGCACUACCGGGUCACCUUCUUGCCGGAGUCUGUGAUCUGCAGAGCCUUUGGCUACGUGGUCUCCGUGCUCAAGAGCGUCUCCAUGACCUCCCUGGCCUGCAUCAGCGUGGACAGGUACAUCGCCAUCACCAAGCCUCUGUCCUACAACACCCUGGUCACCCCCUGCCGCCUCCGGGUUUGCAUCCUGUUCAUCUGGCUGUACUCGGGAGCCGUGUUCCUCCCGGCUUUCUUUGACUGGGGAAAGCCCGGCUAUCACGGGGAUGUUUUUCAGUGGUGUGCUGACUCCUGGGACACCUGGGCCAUCUUCACCCUCUUCAUCAUCAUCAUGCUGUACGCACCGGCAGCCUUUGUGGUCUGCUUCACCUAUUUCAGCAUCUUCCGCAUUUGCCAGCAGCACACAAAAGAGAUCAAUGAGAGGCGCGUGCGGUUCAGCUCCCAAGAAGGGGAAGCGGCUGAUGCCCAGCCAUGCCCAGACAAGCGCUAUGCCAUGGUUCUCCUGCGCAUCACCAGUGUCUUCUACAUCCUCUGGCUCCCCUACAUAAUCUACUUCCUCUUGGAGAGCUCUUCUGUCUACCACAGCCGAGCAGCCUCCUUCCUGACCACCUGGCUUGCCAUCAGCAACAGCUUCUGCAACUGUGUCAUCUACAGCCUGUCCAACAGCGUCUUUCAGAAAGGCUUGAAGCGCCUCUCUGGUGCUGUUUGUGUCUCUUGCGCCAGGCACCGGGCGCCAAAGGAGUCCUCCGCCUCGAGGAGCAAAAGACCUUCAAAUGGGUGUCCUGCGUAAGAUACAGAUUGCUCCGACAAAAAAACAACAACAACAGAAAAAAGAUUAAAGAUAUUGCCAGGUUUGCAAAAAUAACUAAAAAAGUGACAAGAACACACAAAUUUUCUCUGAGAAAUGCUGCUGAAGAACUGGAGAUUUCCACAAGCAUGUCUGUUUUAGUGUUUCACUUUACAAACGUCCUUGUGUGAGGCGGGUUUGGUGACCUGGCACCUGUGUUUCCAAAACUGAGCGCUCCUCCUCCUCCUCCCCUUUCUCUCUUGUUUGGAGUGCCUGCCAGUGCUGGGCUUGCAAGACCUCUGGCAAAAGAGACAUUUGUGUUCUUCCUUUAAAGCUUGGGCAUUUUCGGAGAGCUUUGAUCUUGCGUGUCAAUGUGGGAAUGUGUAAAUGGUCUGAUGGUAUACUCCCUGAUUAGUUGCUUUUGUUUUUCUGUGCAAAUGCCAAAGUAUAUUUCAGAAUUCUUAACAUAAGGGGCCAAAGUAUAGUCUCCCUGACUUCCCCCCAACCCCAUUUCCCCCAUAGUCCUAUAAACAAAUAAUGUAAACACUUGAACAUUUGAUUUUGUCGCGUGAUACAGCCACACCACAUGUGAUUAAUCAGUAUUCUGACCUCCCCACCUCCCCCGAUGCUUUUUCCAAAAACUUCUCAUCCUGAGUGCCCUGUUAGAAUGCUCAUAUGUGAUUUACAGUACAGUGUUUGCUUUUUUAUUUUUUAAAAAAAUGUUUGUGUAGUAGUUGGGAUGACUUUGAAGCAGACAAAAUUUAGCAGUUGAAUAAAGUAUUUUCUUUUUCUAAGUAA